UUAACGGCUACGAUCGUCCUCGGAUGUAUCCGGUGCUGUAGAGGAUCGUUACUCGGCUCGGUUCUACCUUGCCGGGGUGGUCGCACGGCGGUCUGACAGAGAAAAGGAUAAGGUUGAAGAGUGAAGCACACUGUAGUAAUGGCUUCUUCUAUGCACGAAGCUCUCUUCUCUGCACGGCUUCCUCAAGUCGUCAAUUCAUCUUCCUCUAUCUCUUCUUCUUCUUCAUCCUUCCGUUGCGCUCUACCAAUUAUCUCUUCACCAGCUGCAGUAUCUUGCGCAAUCAAAUCGAGCCAGUCUUCUUUUAAACAGCGUUGUAGAACCAAAUUGAGGGACUUUUCUCUUUCUUCCCUAUCCCGGAGAGGUUUCGUUUGCAAAGCUGCCGAGUACAAGUUUCCAGAUCCCAUACCUGAAUUCGCCGAAGCUGAGACUGAGAAAUUUAGGGACCAUAUGCUAAAGAAACUAUCCACAAGGGAUCUUUUUGAAGACUCUGUUGAUGAAAUUGUUGGAAUCUGCACUGAGAUCUUUGGGACGUUCUUGCGCAGUGAGUAUGGAGGACCUGGUACACUCUUGGUCAUACCCUUCAUUGACAUGGCAGAUACUCUCAAUGAAAGGGAAUUGCCUGGAGGUCCACAAGCUGCACGAGCAGCUAUUAAAUGGGCUCAGAAUCAUGUAGACAAAGACUGGAAGGAGUGGACCGGUACUGAUUAGUCCUCCAAGCAUCAAAAUAUAGUCCGUCUAGUUAUUUAGCUCAGUAGUGAUGUAUCAGAGUAUACAUGUGUGAUCAGUAAAACUCUGAAUUUUGCGGAUUUUGGUAGUUAAUAAGCUCUGUUGUUAUAAUCUUUUGUCGAAUCAACUGUUUUCACCUCAUUGUGAAAUCCAUUCUUCGAAUGUAUCAAAUUAGAACCGAAGUACGUCAGUUA
Capsella rubella is the source of this 920-nucleotide messenger RNA. RefSeq names its product protein PLASTID REDOX INSENSITIVE 2, chloroplastic. The record is from RefSeq and is a predicted model, not a curated record. Bases 139 to 708 code for a protein of 189 amino acids. The transcript is spliced from 4 exons. Lineage: Eukaryota; Viridiplantae; Streptophyta; Magnoliopsida; Brassicales; Brassicaceae. Gene Ontology annotation, biological process: regulation of gene expression.